AUGGCCGCCACUCGUGUUGCACUUUCAUCAGCGAUGAGGCGACCUGCCUCGCUGUCUCUGGCAAUUUCGCCAGCCCUUCGACAGCCUGUUCGUCUUCUUGCUACACACGCCGCCAACACCACAAAGAAGCCUUGCGCAGACUACAUCUCGCUCUCUCAUCCCGAUGGUGACGCUUCCAAGGGAUCAAAGCUCGCAGAUACCCUCGAGCGCUUCUCGCACUCCGUCCUUGCCACCUACUCUCGCCCACAGCUCAUCUUCACCCGCGGUAAAGGUCUUGACCUUUAUGCAUCUGUCGACCCCAACACCAAUGGCGGCCACUCCGAACGAAAGUACCUCGACUUUUCCUCAGGUAUUGCCGUCAACUCGUUGGGUCACGCUGAUCCCAAGAUCGCCGAGAUCGCCGCCGAUCAGAGUGCCAAGUUGGUCCACGCCAGCAACUUGUAUCACAACGAAUGGUCGGGGGAGCUCGCAGAUAAGAUGGUCAACUUGACCCAUCAGCACGGUGGACUGGGCUUCGAGAAGGGCACCAAGCCACAGGAGAGUGGCACCGCCGGCUUGAAGGUUUUCCUGGCCAACUCUGGAACCGAAGCCAACGAGGCUGCGCUCAAGUUUGCCAGGAAAGCAGCAAAGAGUCACCCCUCCAAAGGCGGAAAGCAAAAGACUGGGCUUGUCAGCUUCACCAACGCUUUCCACGGCAGGACCAUGGGUGCGCUCGCCAUGACCCCCAACCCCAAGUACCAGGCUCCCUUUGCACCUUUGAUUGGAGACGUUCGCACGGGCACGUACAACGACGUCGCCGGUGUCGAAUCGCUCAUCGACGAGACAGUUGCAGGUGUCAUUGUCGAGCCUGUCCAGGGUGAGGGCGGUAUCUACCCUGCAUCGCUCGAGUUCCUCCAGGCGCUCAGGAAGAGGUGUGACGAGGUCGGCGCCAUGCUCAUCUAUGACGAGAUUCAGUGCGGUCUCUACCGUGCUGGUACCUUGUGGUGCCACAGCGACUACCCGACCUCGGCGCAUCCCGAUAUGGUGACCAUGGCCAAGCCGCUCGCUAACGGUUUCCCCAUCGGUGCCGUGCUGAUUCGCGACAAGGUUGCCAACCUCAUUGCUGUCGGUGACCACGGCACCACGUUCGGUGGUGGACCGCUCACCAGCCGCAUCGCUCAUCACGUCCUCAGUCGUCUGUCGAGCCAGGAGUUGGGCGAGUCGAUGAAGGAGUCGUCUCAGGCUCUGUUCAGCCGACUCAGCAACUUGGUCGCUAUGUUCCCCGACCUGCUGCUCAACGACCCCGAGGCGGGCAAGCCCAGCCCCCGUGGCAAGGGCUUGAUCGUGGGUGUCAGCACCAAAGAUCCAUCUCACGCCGGCAAGGUUGCGCAGCUGGCCCGUCAGCGCGGGCUGCUGAUUCUCACGGCCGGUUCGGAUACCAUCAGGAUUCUGCCCAGUCUGACGGUGACCAGGGAGCAGAUCGACAAAGCGGUAGACAUCAUCGAGUCGUGCCUGCUUGUCGUGCGCGAUGAGAUGCAACGCUCGUCAUCCGCCUCUACCUCUGCCUCUGCUUCGUCGUCGAGUGCUGGCGCUCAGCAGCAAGUUCGAGCGUUCUCCUCGUCUGCUCGAUCCUCUGCCACCGUAACUACCACCGAGCAAGCGAGCGCGGACCAGAUUCAGUCGCUCUACAAGGACUUCAUCGCCCUUGCCCAGUCGUGGCCCAAAGACCCGCUCCGUCCCGAGAUUGACUUUGGCGCCUCGAUUACGGCCGCCGCGCAAACCGCCCUUCUUUCGGUUCAAUCCCAAGCCGCGGUGCACCCGGAACAGGUCCACGCUGCCAAGCCUGGGGAUCCUCUCCCUACCCCAUUGCCAGGUACCAAGACGCUGACGACCGCCGAGCUCGAGUACGCACAGAAGAGUCUGGACCUGCUCACGGAGCUCAAGGAGGGCAAGGUGUCGAUGAAGUACCCCCUGCCAGAGAGCAUGUUGAAGCCCAAGGCGAUGCCGGACUACUACGACCGAUUGACGCGGAGCAUCGAUCGGGCGGUCAAGGGACAGGGUUCGAACAUGAGCUUCAGCGACAAGAUCAAGCGGUUCUUCGGUCGUGAUUAG
Messenger RNA from Kalmanozyma brasiliensis GHG001, 2091 nucleotides. RefSeq names its product Aminotransferase class-III. Gene Ontology annotation, cellular component: mitochondrial matrix. Gene Ontology annotation, molecular function: pyridoxal phosphate binding; transaminase activity; identical protein binding. The transcript has a single exon. Lineage: Eukaryota; Fungi; Basidiomycota; Ustilaginomycetes; Ustilaginales. The record is from RefSeq and is a predicted model, not a curated record. The coding region runs from base 1 to 2091 and encodes 696 amino acids. Gene Ontology annotation, biological process: mitochondrial respiratory chain complex III assembly.